AUGUAUUCCACAUUGAUCCCAAAGUCCUGGCCCUGGUACGACCUAGUAUUCAGUUUCGUCUCCCCCCAGAACAUACACCAACUCUACUACGUGCACACGCCCCCCACCCCACUCAUCGAAACCCUCCCCAACGAGAUUCUCCUCCUGAUCACAAGAUGGCUGUACAUGGAAGACAUCGUCAACAUCAUCUGCGCCGCCCCCGGCAUCGGCCCCGCCUACUCCCUCGCCCUCACAAUCUCCACCGAGACUGACCCCGACCUUCCCGAGACGUUUAUUGCUACGAAGAAUGGGCUCAGAUACUGGCACCAGAUCAUACGUUACAAGGGGGGUGAGGCGCGCUGGUGGUCGCCGAAAACGCCGGUGGGGGUCGUGAGCUCGGAGACUUUGCAGGGGAUUAGGACGCUGAAGAGGGCGUGUGGGAUGAAGAACGUGGCGGUCAUGAGGGUACUGGGAGUUGUGAAGUGGGUGGUGCUGUCUGAGCCGAUUUUUGCGCUUUUGGAUAGUAAGGAGGUGGUGGGCUCGCGCCGUCCUUCUCCGAAGAGCAACGGCGUGGGCGUGGGCCAAUACGGCGAUGAGGGCGUGGUAUAA
Molecule: messenger RNA, 588 nt
Organism: Morchella sextelata
Lineage: Eukaryota; Fungi; Ascomycota; Pezizomycetes; Pezizales; Morchellaceae
Exons: 2
Coding region: 1-588 (195 amino acids)
Source: RefSeq, a predicted model, not a curated record